Molecule: messenger RNA, 2032 nt
Organism: Pteronotus mesoamericanus
Lineage: Eukaryota; Metazoa; Chordata; Mammalia; Chiroptera; Mormoopidae
Gene: KCND1
Product: potassium voltage-gated channel subfamily D member 1
Exons: 6
Coding region: 83-2032 (649 amino acids)
Biological process (GO): protein homooligomerization; potassium ion transmembrane transport
Cellular component (GO): postsynaptic membrane; voltage-gated potassium channel complex; dendritic spine
Molecular function (GO): protein binding; A-type (transient outward) potassium channel activity
Source: RefSeq, a predicted model, not a curated record
AAGCCCCCACCAUCCUGGAGACAGCCACAUUCUCCUAAAGGCCACCCCCCCAAGUCUCCGAGGGCCUGGGGUGCGCGGCAGGAUGGCGGCAGGCGUGGCCACGUGGCUGCCUUUUGCGCGGGCGGCUGCAGUGGGCUGGCUGCCCCUGGCCCAGCAGCCCCUGCCCCCAGCGCCAGGGGUGAAGGCAUCUCGAGGAGAUGAGGUUCUGGUGGUGAACGUGAGUGGAAGACGCUUUGAGACCUGGAAGAACACACUGGACCGCUACCCAGACACCCUGCUGGGCAGUUCAGAGAAGGAAUUCUUCUACAAUGCUGACUCGGGCGAAUACUUCUUCGAUCGCGACCCGGACAUGUUCCGACACGUGCUGAACUUCUACCGCACAGGCCGUCUGCACUGCCCACGGCAAGAGUGCAUCCAGGCCUUCGAUGAAGAACUGGCCUUUUACGGCCUGGUACCUGAGCUUGUUGGCGACUGCUGCCUGGAAGAGUACCGCGACCGCAAGAAGGAGAAUGCAGAGCGCCUGGCGGAGGAUGAGGAAGCCGAGCAGACCGGGGAUGGGCCAGCUUUGCGGGCCGGCAGCUCCCUGCGCCAGAGGCUUUGGCGGGCCUUUGAGAAUCCACACACGAGCACUGCGGCCCUCGUUUUCUACUACGUUACCGGCUUUUUCAUCGCUGUGUCAGUCAUUGCCAACGUGGUGGAGACCAUCCCGUGCCGCAGCCCCGCACGGCGGCCCUCUAGGGAGCAACCUUGUGGUGAACGUUUCCCGCUGGCAUUUUUCUGCAUGGACACAGCCUGUGUGCUCAUAUUCACGGGUGAAUAUCUCCUGCGGCUGUUUGCUGCCCCCAGCCGCUGUCGUUUUCUGCGGAGUGUAAUGAGCCUCAUCGAUGUGGUGGCCAUCCUGCCAUACUAUAUCGGGCUUUUUGUGCCCAAGAACGAGGAUGUCUCUGGAGCCUUUGUCACCCUUCGUGUGUUCCGGGUGUUCCGCAUCUUCAAGUUCUCCCGGCAUUCACAGGGCUUGCGAAUUCUGGGCUACACACUCAAGAGCUGUGCUUCUGAGCUGGGCUUUCUCCUCUUUUCCCUUACCAUGGCCAUCAUCAUCUUUGCCACUGUCAUGUUUUACGCUGAGAAGGGCACAAACAAGACCAACUUUACUAGCAUCCCUGCGGCCUUCUGGUAUACCAUUGUCACCAUGACCACACUUGGAUAUGGAGACAUGGUGCCCAGCACCAUUGCUGGCAAGAUUUUCGGAUCCAUCUGCUCACUCAGUGGUGUCUUGGUCAUUGCUCUGCCUGUGCCAGUCAUUGUUUCCAACUUCAGCCGCAUCUACCACCAGAACCAGCGUGCUGACAAGCGCCGAGCACAGCAGAAGGUGCGCUUGGCAAGGAUCCGGUUGGCCAAGAGUGGUACCACCAACGCCUUCCUGCAGUACAAACAGAAUGGGGGCCUUGAGGACAAUGGCAGUGGGGAGGAACAGGCUGUGUGUAUCAGGAACCGUUCUGCUUUUGAACAACAACAUCAUCACUUGCUGCACUGUCUAGAGAAGACAACGUGCCAUGAGUUCACAGAUGAGCUAACCUUCAACGAGGCCCUGGGUGCUGUCUCACUGGGUGGCCGCACCAGCCGCAGCACCUCUGUGUCCUCCCAGCCUGUAGGUCCCGGAAGCCUUCUAUCCUCUUGCUGCCCGCGCAGGGCCAAGCGCCGUGCCAUUCGCCUUGCCAACUCCACUGCCUCGGUCAGCCGUGGCAGCAUGCAGGAGUUGGACACUCUGGCAGGGCUGCGGAGGAGCCCUGCCUCUCAGAGCCGCUCAAGCCUCAAUGCCAAGCCCCACGACAGCCUUGACCUGAACUGCGACAGCCGGGACUUCGUGGCUGCCAUCAUCAGUAUCCCUACCCCUCCUGCCAACACCCCAGAUGAGAGCCAACCUUCCUCCCCUGGUGGCGGUGGUGGUGGCAGGGCCAGCAGCAACCUUAGGAACUCCAGCCUGGGUACCCCUUGCCUCCUUCCUGAGACUGUCAAGAUCUCUUCCCUGUGA